AUGUAUCCGAAUUGGGGCCGCUAUGGCGGGAGCAGCCACUACCCGCCGCCGCCGCCGGUCCCGCCGCCGCCUCCGGUGGCGCUUCCUGAGGCCUCGCCGGGGCCCGGGUACUCGAGCUCGACGACUCCCGCCGCUCCCUCCUCCUCCGGCUUCAUGAGCUUCCGCGAGCAGCACUUGGCUCAGCUCCAGCAGCUGCAGCAGAUGCACCAGAAGCAGAUGCAGUGCGUGCUGCAGCCCCAUCACCUCCCGCCGCCCCCGCUGCCGCCCCCGCCGGGGAUGCCGGGGGGCGGCUACGGGGACUGGCAGCCGCCGCCGCCGCCGAUGCCCCCGCCGCCCGGGCCGGCCCUCAGCUAUCAGAAGCAGCAGCAGUACAAGCAUCAGAUGCUCCACCACCACCGAGACGGGCCUCCUGGUCUGGUCCCCAUGGAGCUGGAUUCCCCCCCGGCGUCGCCGCCGGUGCCGCCGGCGUCCUACCUGCCCCCGUCUCAGCCCUACCUGCCCCCGCCUCAGCCGCCGCCCUCGUACUACCCUCCGGCCUCCUCUCAGCCCUACCUGCCCCCCGCCCAGCCGUCCCCUUCCCAGUCCCCGCCGUCCCCGUCCUACCUGGCGCCCACGCCGUCCUACUCCUCCUCUUCGUCCUCCUCGCAGUCCUACAUGAGCCAUUCGCAGUCCUAUUUGCCCUCGUCUCAGGCAUCUCCUUCCCGCCCUUCCCAGGGCCAUUCUAAACCCCAGCUGCUGGCCCCGCCACCGCCGUCCGCCCCUCCUGGGAAUAAGACAACUGUCCAGCAGGAACCUUUGGAGAGUGGGGCCAAGAACACGAGCGCUGAGCAGCAGCAAGCCGCCCCUGAGCCAGACCCCUCUACGAUGACUCCGCAGGAACAGCAGCAGUAUUGGUAUCGACAGCACCUGCUUAGUUUGCAGCAGAGGACAAAAGUGCAUUUGCCAGGACACAAAAAGGGUCCUGUCGUAGCAAAGGAUGCAGCUGAGCCAGUGAAAGAAGACGUUACUCUACCUGCCACCAGCCAAGUACCAGAACCCCCUGCAUCUGAGGAGCCCCCGUUACCACCUGCUAAUGAAGAUGUAGCACCUCCUCUCCCACCCGAGGAGCCCCAGUCUGAGGACCCGGAAGAAGAUGCCAGGCUAAAGCAGUUGCAGGCUGCAGCUGCGCACUGGCAGCAGCACCAGCAGCAUCGAGUUGGCUUCCAGUACCAGGGGAUCAUGCAGAAGCACACUCAGCUGCAGCAGAUCCUGCAGCAGUACCAGCAGGCCAUACAGCAUCCCCCGCACAUCCAGACCAUGUCCGUAGACGUGCAGAUGCGGCACUACGAGAUGCAGCAGCAGCAGUUCCAACACCUCUACCAAGAAUGGGAACGGGAGUUUCAGCUGUGGGAGGAGCAGCUCCACUCCUACCCUCACAAAGAUCAGCUCCAGGAGUAUGAGAAGCAGUGGAAAACGUGGCAGGGACACAUGAAAGCCACGCAGACCUAUCUCCAGGACAAAGUCAGCGCACUUCAGAACGUGAAGAACCAGUACAUGGGGAACAUGUCCAUGCCGCCCCCGUUUGUCCCCUAUUCUCAGAUGCCUCCGCCCCCACCAACGAUGCCCCCGCCGGUAUUGCCGCCGUCGCUGCCACCGCCAGUGAUGCCCCCAGCCCUGCCAACGUCAGUCCCACCACCUGGCAUGCCCCCACCCGUGAUGCCACCGUCUCUACCGAGCUCUGUGCCCCCACCUGUGAUGCCUCCGUCUCUUUCUUCCACGGGGCCACCGCCCGUCCUCCCCCCGCCUUCCCUGUCCUCGGCAGGGCCGCCGCCAGUCCUUCCACCACCUUCUCUGUCUUCGACCGCACCUCCCCCUGUCAUGCCCCUUGCCCCGCUCUCUUCAGCCACACCUCCUCCAGGAAUCCCUCCUCCCGGAGUUCCCCAGGGGAUGCCUCCUCCCUUGACAGCAGCCCCAGUUCCAUCCGCCUCCAGCUCUCAGAACUCACAAGUUCCCGAGAAACCUCGACCAGCACUGCUGCCCACCCCUGUGUCUUUUGGUUCAGCCCCACCCUCGGUUUACCAUCCUCCACUGCAGUCAGCCCUUGGCCCAUCAGACCAAGUGAAUUCCAAAGCUCCUCUGAGCAAGUCUUCUCUGCCGUACAGUUCGUUCUCAUCCGAGCCAGGACUUGGGGAGUCUUCAGCUGCUCCAUCUCAGCCACUCACUGCAGUCAAGGAUAUGCCAGGGAGGUCAGGUGGACUGCUUCCAGAUCCUCCUAGAAGCAGUUACUUGGAAGGUCCAAGAGGCCCAAGAUUUGAUGGUCCUCGAAGAUUUGAGGAUUUAGGGUCAAGGUGUGAAGGACCGAGACCCAAAGGGCCUCGUUUUGAAGGAAAUCGCCCCGAUGGGCCAAGACCCAGAUAUGAAGGUCACCCAGCAGAGGGCACUAAAAGCAAAUGGGGAAUGAUUCCCCGGGGGCCAGCAUCUCAGUUCUAUAUUACCCCCAAUACAUCCCUCAGUCCUCGACAGAGUGGACCACAGUGGAAAGGCCCCAAACCAACUUUUGGACAGCAACAUCAGCAGCAGCCUAAGUCACAAGCAGAACCAGGAAACAAAGAACCAUUAGCAGACACCAGUAGUAACCAGCAGAAGAAUUUUAAAAUGCAAUCAGCUACAUUUCCCAUUGCUGCAGAUGUAAAGGAUGCCAAGGCGGCUCAGUCAAAUGAGAAUCUAAGCGACUCUCAGCAAGAGCCACCUAAAAGCGAAGUCUCGGAAGGGCCCAUAGAGCCUUCUGAUUGGGACCAGAAUUCUCAAAGUAUGGAGACUCAAAUGGACAAAGCCCAAGCUGUUACUCAGCCUGUACCCCUUGCAAAUAAAGCUGUACCUUCUCAAUCUACUUUUCCCUCAAAAACAGGGGGGAUGGAGGGAGGAACAGCAGUAGCAACAUCAUCAUCACUAACUGCAGAUAAUGAUUUUAAACCUUUGGGUAUUGGUCUGCCCCAUUCAGAAAACAACCAAGAUAAAGGGCUACCUCGGCCAGAUAACAGAGACAAUAGGUUAGAAGGCAAUCAAGGCAGCAGCUCAUCUUACAGAGGUCCUGGGCAAAGCAGAAUGGAAGACACACGGGAUAAAGGACUAGUCAGUAGAGAUCGAGGCCAGGCAAUCAGCCACGGCCCAGGGUUGGUCAAGCAAGAAGACUUUCGUGAUAAAAUGAUGGGUAGAAGAGAAGACAGUCGAGAGAAGAUGAGCAGAGGAGAAGGUAGCCGGGACAGAGGGCUGGUGAGGCCAGGAAGCAGUCGGGAGAAAGUGCCAGGUGGUCUGCAAGGCAGCCAGGACAGAGGUAGAGCUGGCAGCCGGGAAAGGGGACCACCCCGGAGGGCUGGCAGUCAGGAGAGAGGACCCCCUCGAAGACCUGGGAGUAGAGAGAGAGUGCCACCCCGAAGAGCUGGGAGCAGGGAGAGGGGACUACCUCGAGGGCCUGGUGGUCGGGAGAGGGGUCUGGGAAGACCAGAAUUUGGUCGUGACAGAGGUCCAUUUAGACCAGAACCAGGAGAUGGUGGGGAAAAAAUGUAUCCGUAUCACCGAGAUGAGCCUCCUAGGGCUCCUUGGAACCACGGAGAAGAGAGAGGGCAUGAAGAGUUCCCGUUAGAUGGUAGAAAUGCUCCAAUGGAACGAGAAAGACUUGAUGAUUGGGACAGAGAGAGAUAUUGGAGAGAAUGUGAACAUGACUAUCAAGAUGAUACUCUAGAUCCGUAUAACAGAGAGGACAGGUUCUCAGCCCCAUCUCGAUCUCAUGAUGGAGAUAGGCGAGGCCCUUGGUGGGAUGAUUGGGAGAGAGAGCAGGAUAUGGACGAGGACUACAACAGGGACAUGGGCAGGGACGUGGACAGGGAUGUGGACCGCAUCGGAAGACCUAUGGAUCUAUAUGAUAGAAAUUUGGAUAAUGAGUGGGACAGAGAUUAUGGGAGACCACUGGAUGAACAAGAAUCGCAGUUUCGUGAACGAGAUAUUCCAUCUCUUCCACCUUUACCACCCCUCCCACCUCUCCCACCUAUGGAUAGAUACCGGGAUGAUAGAUGGAGAGAAGAAAGAAACCGAGACCAUGGGUAUGAUCGAGAUUUCCGUGAUAGGGGUGAGUUGAGGAUCCGAGAGUAUCCAGAAAGAGGAGAUACCUGGCGGGAAAAGCGAGAUUAUAUUCCUGACAGAAUGGACUGGGAAAGAGAACGAUUGUCAGACAGAUGGUACCCAUCUGAUGUGGAUAGACAUUCCCCCAUGGCGGAACAUAUGCCCUCACAUCAUUCUUCUGAAAUGAUGGGGUCGGAUGCAAACUUAGACUCUGACCAAGGCCUUGGAGGGGUAAUGGUUCUCAGUCAGAGGCAGCAUGAAAUCAUUCUGAAAGCUGCACAAGAACUGAAAAUGCUUCGAGAGCAGAAAGAACAGCUUCAAAAGAUGAAAGACUAUGGUUCUGAGCCACAAAUGCCUGACCAUCUACCACCCCAGGAUUCACGAUUGCAGAAUACACCUUCAAGACCUGGAUUGUAUCCGCCUCCAGGGUCCUACAGACCACCGCCUCCUAUGGGUAAGCCACCAGGUUCAAUUGUAAGACCGCCUGCUCCACCAGCAAGAUCAUCUGUUCCUGUAACCAGGCCACCUAUCCCAAUACCGCCACCGCCACCCCCUCCUCCUCCACCACCUCCUCCUCCAGUGAUAAAACCACAGACUUCAGCUGUGGAACAAGAACGCUGGGAUGAAGAUUCUUUCUAUGGCCUCUGGGAUACAAAUGAUGAGCAGGGACUGAAUUCGGAAUUUAAAUCUGAACCUGCAGCAAUGCCAUCUGCUCCAGUGUUACCACCCCCACCUGUUCACCCUUCCAUCCCUCCUCCUGGCCCAAUACCUAUGGGUAUGCCACCCAUGUCCAAACCACCACCAGUGCAGCAGACUGUUGAUUAUGGCCAUGGCCGAGACAUAUCCACUAAUAAAGUUGAGCAGAUACCCUAUGGAGAAAGAAUAACUCUGCGUCCAGAUCCACUACCUGAAAGAUCAACUUUUGAAACAGAGCAUGCAGGUCAACGAGAUCGUUAUGAUAGAGAGAGAGAUCGUGAGCCUUAUUUUGAUCGUCAAAGCAAUGUCAUGGCAGAUCAUCGAGAUUUCAAAAGGGAUCGGGAGACACAUAGAGAUCGAGACCGGGAUCGUGGUGUUAUUGACUAUGACCGGGAUCGAUUUGACAGAGAACGCCGACCUAGAGAUGAUAGGACUCAGUCAUAUCGAGACAAAAAAGACCAUUCCUCAUCCAGAAGAGGAGGGUUUGAUAGGCCUUCCUAUGAUCGCAAGUCUGACCGACCAGCCUAUGAAGGACCAUCCAUGUUUGGAGGAGAACGAAGAAGUUACCCAGAGGAGCGAAUGCCCCUGCCAGCUCCUUCAAUAAGCCACCAGCCACCUCCAGCUCCACGGGUUGAGAAGAAACCCGAAUCUAAGAAUGUGGAUGAUAUUUUGAAACCACCUGGCCGAGAGAGCAGACCUGAGAGAAUUGUUGUUAUAAUGAGAGGAUUACCAGGCAGUGGAAAGACACAUGUUGCAAAACUUAUUCGAGAUAAGGAGGUAGAAUUUGGAGGACCUGCACCCAGAGUUCUAAGCCUGGAUGAUUACUUCAUUACUGAAGUAGAAAAAGAAGAAAAAGAUCCAGAUUCUGGAAAGAAAGUGAAAAAGAAGGUAAUGGAAUAUGAAUAUGAAGCUGAGAUGGAGGAAACCUACCGUACCAGCAUGUUCAAAACUUUCAAAAAGACUCUGGAUGAUGGCUUUUUCCCUUUCAUCAUCCUGGACGCCAUCAAUGACAGAGUUAGACAUUUUGACCAGUUUUGGAGUGCAGCAAAAACCAAGGGGUUUGAGGUAUAUUUGGCUGAAAUGAGUGCAGAUAACCAGACUUGUGGCAAGAGGAAUAUUCAUGGACGAAAGCUUAAAGAAAUAAAUAAGAUGGCUGAUCACUGGGAAGCUGCACCUCGUCAUAUGAUGCGUCUGGACAUUCGUUCUUUGUUGCAAGAUGCCGCUAUUGAAGAGGUGGAGAUGGAAGAUUUUGAUGCAAAUAUUGAAGAACAGAAGGAUGAAAAGAAAGAUGCAGAGGAAGAGGAAAGCGAACUGGGUUACAUUCCGAAAAGCAAAUGGGAGAUGGACACAUCUGAGGCAAAGCUAGACAAGCUGGAUGGCUUGAGAACUGGCACAAAAAGGAAACGUGACUGGGAGGCUAUUGCCAGCAGGAUGGAGGACUAUCUGCAGCUCCCUGAUGAUUACGACACUCGUGCUUCUGAGCCCGGGAAGAAGAGGGUGAGAUGGGCAGACCUGGAAGAAAAGAAGGAUGCAGAUAGGAAAAGGGCCAUAGGUUUUGUGGUCGGACAGACUGACUGGGAGAAGAUCACAGAUGAAAGUGGUCACCUGGCUGAAAAAGCCCUCAAUCGAACCAAAUAUAUAUGA
Rangifer tarandus platyrhynchus (Svalbard reindeer) is the source of this 6438-nucleotide messenger RNA. The record is from the annotation of a GenBank genome assembly. NCBI's taxonomy places the organism in Eukaryota, Metazoa, Chordata, Mammalia, Artiodactyla, Cervidae.